Protobothrops mucrosquamatus (brown spotted pit viper) is the source of this 606-nucleotide messenger RNA. RefSeq names its product protein unc-45 homolog A-like. The record is from RefSeq and is a predicted model, not a curated record. The annotation marks the transcript as partial. Gene Ontology annotation, molecular function: Hsp90 protein binding. Lineage: Eukaryota; Metazoa; Chordata; Lepidosauria; Squamata; Viperidae. The transcript has 4 exons.
CUCUGGAGCUGGACGGGCACGACGUGAAGAGCCUCUUCCGCCGCAGCCAGGCCCUCCGGGGCCUGGGCCGCCUCGACCGGGCCGCCUCGGACCUGCAGCGCUGUGUGCGCUUGGAGCCCAAGAACAAGGCCUUCCAGGAGGCUCUGCGCGACCUUGGCAGCAGCGCCCAGGAGAAGGUGAAAGUCAUGAGCUGUACUGACUCAAAAGUAGAAGCCAUGUUUAAGCUGCUGCUGGACAGUGAGGAAAAGGAUCAGGACAAGAAACAAAAGGCAGCUCAGAACCUGAUAGUUCUGGCUCGAGAGGAGCCUGGUGCCGAGAAAAUUUUCCAGAAUGAUGGAGUGUGCUUACUGCUGCAGCUCUUGGACACAGGCCGUUUGGAUAUGAUGAUAGCAGCCUUACGGACCUUCACUGGCCUCUGCCGUGGUCACUGUUCUCGAACAGUGGUGAUUCUGAGAGACCUGGGGCCUCAACGUCUCUUUGCUGUGCUAGAGCGGGAGGAUGAACAUCUUUCACUGGCUGCCUAUAACCUGUUGCAGGUCAUGUUUGAGACCCUCAGGCAGGGCCUGCAAAAAGAAGUGCUGCACAAAGACAACGUUUUGGCAUCAG